This is a messenger RNA of Mollisia scopiformis, 1152 nucleotides long. RefSeq names its product DNase I-like protein. The transcript is spliced from 2 exons. The record is from RefSeq and is a predicted model, not a curated record. Lineage: Eukaryota; Fungi; Ascomycota; Leotiomycetes; Helotiales; Mollisiaceae. Gene Ontology annotation, molecular function: DNA-(apurinic or apyrimidinic site) endonuclease activity; double-stranded DNA 3'-5' DNA exonuclease activity; phosphoric diester hydrolase activity. Bases 1 to 1152 code for a protein of 383 amino acids. Gene Ontology annotation, biological process: base-excision repair. Gene Ontology annotation, cellular component: nucleus.
AUGUCUCUCAAACUAGAGAACAAGAAGAGGCCACGCACAGAGAUAGGCAGCAUCAGCCCUCCCCCACUGCGACGCAAACGCCACGCCGAUGCAUCUGAGGAAGUCGUUGAACACCACCAACCCAAAUCCAAAGACGAUGAUGCUUUUCAAAUAUUUAGCUGGAAUGUGAAUAGUAUUACACAUCUUCUACCGAAGACACAGAGAUCCAUCAAAUCGUUCUUUGCGCCACCUUCGCCACAAGGAGAGGGGCAAGAUGAGGAUGGAGGUUCGAAGUCCGUCUCCCUGAGGGACUUUUUGAAGAGACAUCGCUGGCCUCAAUAUGUUGGCUUGCAGGAAGUAAAGAUUUCUCCGAAGGACGAAAUUACGAAGCGGACCGUAGAGAAAGCAGCGAAUGGUGAUGAAGGCCCCGCAUACAGGGCAUAUUUUGCACUUCCAAGGGACCGGUACAAUGCAACAGGUUGGGGCGGAAAGGUAUACGGCGUUUGCACUCUACUCCGUCAUGAUCUCGCAAGCUUGUCUGGACAAAAGACAAAAGAGGUGGAUUGGGAUCUUGAAGGCCGAGUCCUUGUCACCGAGUUGCCCUCUCUUGAGAUGAAGCUAGUCAUCAUCAAUGGUUACUGGGUUAAUGGAACCACGAAUCCAUACCGCAGUCCAGAAACUGGACAAGUGUUUGGCACACGACAUGAUCGCAAGAGGCAAUUUCACUCGUUAAUGCUAGAAGAGGUCAAAUCCUACCAAGCGAAAGGCUGGGAAGUUGUCCUUGUAGGGGAUAUGAACAUCGCUCGUACACCACUCGAUGGAUGUCCUGGGAUUCGACUUGGACUUGAACAUGUCAAGAACCGGGUAGAUUUCAAUCACAAGUUCUUCGACGACGAAAAUGGGAUGCAUGCUAUUGACUCUUGGCGCUGGAUUCAUGGAAACAAGAGGGGCUACAGCUACCAUGGUGAAAAGGCUGAGGACUGGGGAUCCUCGUGCGAUAGAGUUGACCUAGGGAUGGUAACUCGAGGAAUCGUCGAUAGGAAAGCUUUGGUCGGAGCUGAGAUUUAUGAAAGUGUAUUGGACCGAGGAGGAAGUGAUCAUGUUCCAAUAUCACUAGUUCUCUCGACGAAAGUCAUCAUGACUGCUCUGAGUACUUCCGUUGAUGUGGGUUGA